GGACUCGCCCACUUCGCCGGAAUGUCCAGUACACAGAAGAUCGUUCUAGUCACCGGAUGCUCUCAGGGAGGAAUUGGUGCAGCUCUAUGCGAAGAGUACGCCUCGAGGGGCUGCAAGGUCUACGCCACGGCGAGGAGACUGGAAGCCAUGCACGGAUUCACACACGGCAGUAUCGAGCUUUUGCAACUAGACGUUACGGACCAAAUCUCUAUCGAUGCCGUCGUCAACUAUAUCAUCGAGAAGGACGGUCGCAUAGAUUUUCUCGUCAAUAACGCCGGAAUGACUUGUUCAGGUCCAGUCGUAGAAGUCGAACUCGAUCGUCUCCAGAAGACGUUUGACACGAACGUAUUCGGGAUAGUCCGCGUGUGCAGAGCCGUAAUCCCGUAUAUGGCUGCCAGGAAGAGCGGUACAAUCGUGAAUAUGGGUUCCAUACUUGCACAUGUGACAUUUCCAUUUGCGGGGAUAUACUCUGCCUCAAAGGCGGCGGUCCACUCCGUCACCGAAGCUCUCUACAUGGAAUGCCUCCCUUUCAAUAUCUCGGUCGUCCUCGUCGACUCAGGCGGCGCAGCGUCAAAAAUCAUCAACAACAUGGCUCAGAACGUCGGCGUACCCAGCUUGAGGAUCUAUGGAGACUAUGUAGACGUCAUCCGCGAAGACUUCAACCCCGACCGCCCUGAGGUCAAGGCGGCGACACCCUUGGACGAGUAUGCUCGUGGCGUUGUCAAACCUACUCUGGAAGCGAAACCACCGAGGUCGUUUGGAGUUGGCUCUGGUUCCACACUUGUCCCAUUCAUAGCUUCAGUGGUUCCUAGAGGGGUAUUGCUGCGCUACUUGUGGCAGUCAUUGGUGGAGAAGAAGAGGGUGGUUCUAGCUAAAGCGAAAUGAUCGCGAAUACUUUCCUCAACGACUCUGUUAUUAUGUCGCCAAUAUUCGGGAACAUAUGUACUGCUUGACUUUCCGGUUUGGGGUCGAUGUUUCAGUUUCGUAUAGACCACGAUAACUUCCAUUUUCGUCGAGUAGU
Dichomitus squalens LYAD-421 SS1 is the source of this 1021-nucleotide messenger RNA. Its product is annotated as oxidoreductase. The record is from RefSeq and is a predicted model, not a curated record. The transcript is spliced from 4 exons. NCBI's taxonomy places the organism in Eukaryota, Fungi, Basidiomycota, Agaricomycetes, Polyporales, Polyporaceae. Gene Ontology annotation, cellular component: endoplasmic reticulum. The coding region runs from base 22 to 885 and encodes 287 amino acids.